AAGCGAAAGUUAGAAAGGUGUAGGUGAUUUUAUAACGAAACCGCUGCAUUGGCUAGCGCAGUUAAGCGCUUUGAGCUCAGUGGGGGACUGAGCAGGUAGAAAUGGCGUCGAAACGUCCCUUCUCUGAAGAGGAUUUUACGUGUCCUGUUUGCUGUGAUAUUUUCAGUGAUCCCGUGUUGCUCCAGUGUGGCCACAGUGUGUGUAGAGACUGUAUUCAACGGUACUGGACGAUCAAAGAUUCAAGAGAAUGCCCGCUGUGCCGAAAAAGAUCCGCCACCAGGAACCCUCCGGUAAACUUGGCUCUGAAAAACUUGAGUCAAGCUUUUCUGGAUCACCGGGGCCCUUUAGAGGAGCAGUGCGAGAUUCACCGGGAGAGACUGAGUCUGUUCUGUCUGCAUGAUGAAGAGCUCAUGUGUGUGGUUUGCAGAGAAUCACAGCAACACAGAACCCACUCGUGCCGCCCUGUCAAUGAGAUCGCCGAGGAACGUAAGACAGUUUUUCGCCGUGAGCUUGAUCUCUUGACUAGAAAAAUGAAGUUUCUAGAACAUGCCAAAUUUGAAUGCCAUCGCCAGGCAGAGCACAUACGUCACCAGAUUCGUCACACAGUGAGCAUCAUCAAAAAGGACUUUAAGCAUCUUCACCAGCUUUUAUAUGAUGAAGAAAGGGCCAUGCUUGCUGCGCUGAGGAACGAAAGUGAACUAAAAACAAAGCUCAUACAAAAGAAAAUUGAGAAGAUGAAGGAAGAAAAAUUAUCUUUGCCAAAAACUAUCAAAGAACUGAGAGAUAAAUUGGAUAGUGGGGAGGUCCAGUUUCUUCAGAGCUUCAAGGACAUGUUGGAGAGAGCCCAGAACAUGAACCAAGAAAUAGAACCAGUUCAAGGAGGGCUUAUUGAUACUGCACAAUACCUGGGCAAUUUGAAGUUCAGAGUGUGGAUGAAAAUAAGACAGUCCAUCAGUUACACUCCUGUGGUGCUCGACCCAAACACUGCUAACUCUCAACUUAUACUGUCUGAAGAUCUGACAUGUGUGAGGGACCGAGAUGAGCAAGAGGAGGAAGACAUAGUUGGUGUGCAGAAGAAUCAGCUUCCUGAUAACCCAGAGAGGUUUGAUAGGUGUCACUGUGUUCUGGGCUCCGUGGGCUAUUCUUCAGGGACACACAUUUGGGAUGUGGACGUGGGAGACAGCACUUUCUGGAUGCUGGGUGUCACUACAGAGUCUGUGAAGAGAAAAGGAACUGACAGCUUGCCCAGCGAGGUCUGGUGCGUUGGUUAUGAUGGUGACAAACUCAGUUUGAAGGCUCCUCAGGAGUCACGCAUCCCUUUCCUUGGGUGUGAGAAACCAAAGCGAGUGAGAGUGAAACUUGAUUUAGAUAAAGGACAGCUUUCAUUCUCAGAUACUAUAAGCAAAACACACUAUCACACAUUCACAACCCAUUACAUGGAGAAGGUUUUUCCAUUCUUCUGCAGUCUGUGUAGCGUCGCUCCUCUGAGGAUUUUGCCUGUGGUCAAGCUCUCUAAAUAAAAGGGUUGCAUCAGAAAAUAGUUAUACAAAUUAAUUGUGUCAUUACUAGUAUAAAAAGUUCACCGUGAUAAAUCUUUAUCAUUUUUGAAUGCACCUUGUCUCUGUCUCUCUUGUUUGCAUAUUAGUAAGAUGCUGCUUAAAAUUACUUUUAAAAACUGCUUUAAAUUACUUUUUUCCCCAUAUCAUUCUACAUUUCAGACACCAUAAUGACAAAGCAAAAACAGUGGAUGGGGGCAGACACACAUUUUCAGGCUUCUCCAGAAAUAUUUGAUUGGGUUCAAGCCCAGGCUGUGGCUGGGCCAAUCAAAGACAUUCACAAAGUUGUCUAUAAGCCACUCUUGCUGUGUGCUUAGGGUCAUUGUCCUGUUGGAAGGUGAACCUUUUGCCCAGUCUGAGGUUCUGAAUGCUCUGGACUGGGUUUUAAUUAAGGCUUUCUCAAUAUUUUGGUGCACUGAGCUUUCCUUCUACUCUGACGAGUCUAGUCUCUGCCACUGAAAAACAGCCCCACAGCAUGAGGCUGCUACCUCCAUACAUUACUAUGUGCCUGGUUUCCUCCACACAUGAUCCUUGGAAUUGAGGUUCACCAGAACAGAAAAUCUUGUUCCCCACAGUCUGAGGAUCCUUUAGGUGCUUUUUUUUUGCAAAUUCCAAGUGUGUUUUCAUGUGUAUUCACAGAAGAGAGGAUUGAGUUUGGCCACACCGCUAUGAAGCCCAGAUCGGUGGAGUGUUGCAGUGACAUUUGUCCAUCUGUAGGUUUCUCCCAUCUCCAUAUAUGAUAAUGGAACUCAACUAGAGUGACCAUCAGGUUCUUGGUCACCACUCUAACCAAGGUCCUUCUCCUAACCAGCGUUUGCUCAG
Molecule: messenger RNA, 2378 nt
Organism: Labeo rohita (rohu)
Lineage: Eukaryota; Metazoa; Chordata; Actinopteri; Cypriniformes; Cyprinidae
Product: nuclear factor 7, brain
Exons: 6
Coding region: 102-1520 (472 amino acids)
Molecular function (GO): zinc ion binding; protein binding
Source: RefSeq, a predicted model, not a curated record